AUGUCUAAUGAAGAAUUUUGUAAAACAAAAAAAAGAAAAUAUAUUGAAAUUGAAAAUAUAGAAGAUAAAGCAGAAAAUAUUAUUCUUCAAGAAGAACUUAAAAAUAAUUAUCAUAAAAUUGAACAAGAAUUAACCAGUGAAAAAUGGUUUAUAGAUUUAGUAGAAGAAAAAGCAAGAAACAAAUUAAGACAAAAAUAUCCUGAUAUUUUAUUUGAAAAUAACAGGAUUAGUAUUAAAAAAAGAAAAAAGUUUACUGCAAAAAAAAUAGUUCUUACUGUAACUAUUGAAGCAAGAAAAACAACUCUUUCUUCAUUUAUGUCAAAAUAUUUUAAGAAAAAAGGAUUGAAAGUAUUAAUUCUUGAAGAGAUUUCUCUUAAGAUUAAAGAGGAUUUAGAUCUUUUCUAUUUGAUUAUUGAUACAUACAAAAAGAUGAUGAAAAGUAUUGACUCUGCAACUGAUGAUUAUGAUAUAAUCAUUUUUAAUCGAACUUAUCUUAAUACAGAAGUUUUCAAUAAUAUUAAUUCUGAUGAUGAUCUAAAAUCAUUUUACUUGAAAACAAAAUGUGAAAUGAUUGAUUUAUGUAAUUUUAAAUAUGUGUUUUACAUAAAGAGUACUGAAAAUACUUCAAUUAAAAGACAGAGGGAAAGAAACAGAGAAGGAGAAACAUAUACAGAAGAGUAUAUGCGAAAAGUUUAUAGAGAAUAUGAAAGAAUUAUCAGUAAAAUGUAUUCAAAACAUAUUGUAUUUGAUACAGAGGAAGAUGUAUAUUUGAAAGAUAAAGAUGAAUAUGUAUUAGAUAAAGAUA
Messenger RNA from Scutellospora calospora, 805 nucleotides. NCBI's taxonomy places the organism in Eukaryota, Fungi, Glomeromycota, Glomeromycetes, Diversisporales, Gigasporaceae. The record is from the annotation of a GenBank genome assembly.